This is a messenger RNA of Magallana angulata, 2229 nucleotides long. RefSeq lists its product as uncharacterized. The transcript has 6 exons. Bases 67 to 834 code for a protein of 255 amino acids. Lineage: Eukaryota; Metazoa; Mollusca; Bivalvia; Ostreida; Ostreidae. The record is from RefSeq and is a predicted model, not a curated record.
UAUCAUUCCGGGAAGUAAAGGCAAGUUGUUUUCCCCACUGAAACUGUAUCCCCAAGGAACGUGACCAUGUUAACAAAAACGAUCAAUAUUUUUCUAAUGUUUGUUUUUGCGACUUUCGUAUGUGCUCAAGAUAGGGAAACAGUCACAGGAUGUAUAGCUGACAAUGUUACCAUGAAGUUUAAACCUGCAUUGUUGCCUGGCAGAGAGGUGAAAACCUACGUAUGGAACAAGGUCCGGGGCGUAAACAAAGACCCAAGCUUUGCCAAGUUUGAACCCAGCGUUUCGCCAGAGCUUGAAAUAUAUUAUGAUGAAGAGCACCAGAUUAAGAAUAGAAUAUUCCACGAUCACGUUGAGCCUGCUACCUUAAACCUCACAGAUUUAAGGAAAAGUGAUCAAGAACAGUACACCCUAGUUAUCAGAUAUGUUGAUUAUGUUGGAACACCCACAGAAUGGAUCAUAGACCUACAAGUACAAGAUGUUUGUUUUGAAAAACCUAAAGAAGUGGACAACUGUACAGUAACUACAUGUUAUACGGGAGACAAUGGGAUAUUGAAGAAUCCUGGUAAUCAAACUGAAUUAGUGAAUGGUUCUAAAUUAUUGAGGGUCUGCGAUGACAGCGCAUCAGGCAACUAUUCAUGCUGUAAUGCUGCAGGAACAUGUUUAGAACAAUUCUUAAAAGUCGAAGCCAUGGAGCAAUUUGAUACUGUUGGAGCGUUUCCAGUCAGUGAUUCAUUGAACAACGCAAUAGCUUCGUUUCUAUGGAUCUUUCAGCUUUGUAUCAACAUUUUGAUGGUGUUAACAUCUGAUGCUUUGGUGCGUUUAUCCGUAUACUAACACUGACCGUCAACUCAGAAUUGAACAUUUGUCCUGCCUUAGAGUAUUGAACAUAGCUGAUUAAGAUUAAAACAUUAUCUGGAACGAACCAUAGUGUCAUUAAGUACAGAGCUAUCUCUUUGUACUAUUAUUUGUCGCCAAAAAUGCAUUACAGAGCGUAAUUGCAUGAAAACCGCCACUGCAGCAAAUGUUAUAGAUGCAUUAAAUUUCAUACAAUGUAGUUUAAUGUACUGGCACAUGCAGGGGAAGGUUGGAAAUUAACCUAUAAAAUUUAAUACCUUAUUACAUUUGCAGCCUAGAAGGUGGUACAGUUAAUCAUUGUCAAUAUCAUUUGUAUUUUGAAAAAUGGCGUUGAAUAAAUUUGUAAUCAAAAUAUUAAGGACAUUCUAACCUCAUGUACCCCCAUUUAUUUGAUAUCAUUUUAAUGUAACAUGGCCGUUUUGUAUUUACGGUUUGAUUUUAUCAGCAUUGAACAAAAUAAAGCAAAACAAUUUAUAUUUGUUUGAUAAUCCAUGUCAUAUUUAAAUGAACAUCAUGAACAAAAUUAAGGAAACUUAUUUAUUAAUUUGAUUGACAAGUUUGAAUGAUAUAGUCUCUAAAUUUCCUUAACUUCCUUCCGGUUAAGUGUUCUUACUCCUUAUUAGAGAUUUCAUUUUUCAAAAUGAACAAAUUCUUUCUUAGUUUUUAAACUUUAGACUGUAAUUUUGUCUCCUGCUGAAUUCAGCCAAUCAUAUUCGUUUCAAUACAAGCAUUUUUAGAGAUUAUGAAACUGUGUUUAUCUUUUAACUUCUGGUUAUUUUAGUUAUUAAUACGCAUAAGUGUUUAAAUAAAUAUGUAUGAUACUGCUGUGUUUUGUUUGUAAUUUGUUAUUAGAUCAUUUAAGUGCUGCAAACUUGUAUACAUCUGAUCAGUUUUUGACAGUGUACUUUAGGUAAUUAAUAUAAUAAAUAGCAUGCGAAAUUUAAGUGAGGCUCAUUGAAAAUUAUGUAGCAAUUAGUGUUCUUCUUUUAAUUACGAUGUUGUCUUUGUUUUCAAAGUACGGUAAGCAAGCUUUUAUUUGUUACAUUUUGCAAGAGGAUCGUCGUUGCAAAAACUUCUGCGAAAACCGCAAACUAAAUCCAAAUUGCUUGUUGCAUUUUAUUUAUCAGUUAAUCUAUAACUUUAUCGCGAAAAUAAGUUGCCGCACACGAUCCGAAAAAUCAAAAAAUAAAUUUGUUGCAAAAAAAAGUUGAUGUACAGUAAACCGAUUUAUACAUAUAUAGAAACACAUAGCUGUACAUGUUUUCCAAGUUAAUGAAACGCCUCUGAAUCAUUAAUGCAAUUACCAGAAAUCUUCUAGAAAUCCCAAAAAUCCUCAUUUUAAUUUGAAGGAUAAAUUCUGCAAAAAAACUCUAA